Molecule: messenger RNA, 3017 nt
Organism: Penaeus monodon (black tiger shrimp)
Lineage: Eukaryota; Metazoa; Arthropoda; Malacostraca; Decapoda; Penaeidae
Product: solute carrier family 12 member 2-like
Exons: 19
Coding region: 198-2978 (926 amino acids)
Biological process (GO): chloride transmembrane transport; chloride ion homeostasis; potassium ion homeostasis
Cellular component (GO): membrane
Molecular function (GO): sodium:potassium:chloride symporter activity
Source: RefSeq, a predicted model, not a curated record
AGGAGGGGCAGGAGGAAGGGCUAGCGGCGGAGAGGAAGUUCGGCUGGGUCAAGGGCGUGCUCGUGCGCUGUCUGCUCAACAUCUGGGGCGUCAUCCUCUUCCUGCGUCUGCCUUGGGUCACGGGCCAGGCCGGCAUACUGGACGGCCUGCUGAUCGUAACCUGCGGGAACGUGGUGACCGUCAUCUCCUCGCUCUCCAUGUCCGCGAUCUCCACCAACGGCCAGAUUAAAGGGGGCGGAACCUACUACAUGAUCAGCCGCUCACUGGGACCCGAGUUCGGCGGCGCCAUCGGCCUCAUCUUCUCCGUCGCCAACGCCGUCGCCGCCUCCAUGUACAUCGUGGGCUUCUGCGAGUCCAUCAACGACCUCCUGGCCUCCUUCCACGUCAAAAUCGUCGACGGCGGAGUCAACGACGUCCGGGUGGUCGGCACCGUCACCCUCGUCGUCCUCUUCGCCAUCUGCGUCAUCGGCAUGGAGUGGGAAGCCAGGGCCCAACUGGUGCUUCUAGUGGUGCUGCUGGUCGCCAUUGUCGACUUCGUGAUCGGAGCCAUCGUGGGGCCCCUUGACGACGAAGAGCUGGCCAAGGGCUUCACCGGUUUCAACAGCUCCGUGCUCCUCGGCAACCUGUAUUCAGACUACAGACAGGACGCCCUCGAUCCUGCAGGCAAAUCCCACGACUUCUUCAGCGUCUUCAGCGUCUUCUUCCCCGCCUGCACCGGUAUACUUGCAGGAGCCAACAUAUCCGGGGACCUCAAGGACCCCUCGGCAGCCAUCCCCAAGGGCACGCUGCUGGCCGUCGUCGUCACCUACGCCUCCUACCUGUUCCUGAUCGUGGUGUCGGGGGGCGUGAUGCUGAGGGACGCGACGGGCAACGCCUCGCAGGCAGCCGACUGGUCCUUCGCCGAGUGCCAGAACACAACCUGCGAGUACGGCCUGCACAACAGCUCGCAGGUAAUGGAACUCGUGGCGGUGGUCGGCCCCCUCAUAUACGCCGGAUGCUUCGCUGCCACGCUUUCAUCUGCUCUGGCAUCGAUCGUGUCAGCUCCCAAGGUCUUCCAGGCUCUCUGCAAGGACAAGCUGUAUCCGUACAUCGAGUUCUUCGCUCGCGGCUACGGCAAGAAUGACGAGCCGUACAGAGGUUACGUGCUCACCUUCUUCAUCGUCCUCGUCUUCACCCUCAUCGCCCGACUAGACGCCAUCGCGCCCAUAAUCACCAACUUCUUCCUGGCUGCCUACGCCCUCAUCAACUUCUCCACCUUCCACGCCUCCCUGCAGCGCAUUCCCGGGUGGAGGCCGACGUUCAAGUACUACAACCUGUGGCUGAGUCUGCUGGGCGGCGUCAUGUGCACAGCCAUCAUGUUCCUGAUUCAGUGGUGGACGGGGCUGCUCACUGUGGCCAUCAUUAUCAUCCUUUAUCUCGUCGUGGCACACAGGAAACCGGAAGUCAACUGGGGAUCGUCAACCCAGGCUCAGACGUACACCCUCGCUCUGAACUCCGUGGCUUCCCUGGGCCAAGUGGAGGAGCACGUGAAGACCUACCGACCUCAGAUUCUGGUGCUCUGUGGGGCGCCGUCGGCCCGACCUCCUCUCCUGCACUUCGCCAACUCCAUCACCAAAAAUAUGUCUUUGCUCAUCGCCGGGCACUGCCUCAGGGAGCAACAGCCCCACCGCGUGCGCACCCGCCUGACGGCCGAGGCAACGAAGUGGCUGGUCCGUGGGAAGAUCCGCGCUUUCUACACCUUGGCCGACGGUCCCUCUCAAGAGCAGGCGGCGAGGAACCUCAUGUGCAACGUCGGCCUCGGGAAGCUGCGCCCGAACACCGUCCUCAUGGGCUACAAGGCCAACUGGCAGACGUGUCCACAGGAGGAACUCCAGAGCUACUUCAAGACUAUCCACUACGCCUUCGACCUGCACCUCGCCGUUGGCAUCCUGCGUGUGGACGGGGGCCUCGACUACUCCAACCUGACGGAGGUGACCGAGGAGGAGGAGAAGACCCUCGCUGCCUCGACCUCCUAUCCUGCCGCCUCCAACAACGCCCCCUCGACCUCCGCGCCUCAACAUCCCGAAGGAGGAGAAGUGAGCCUCCACCCCACCCACCUGCACGAGAAGGAGACGCAGAUCAGUCCCUCUCUUGCGAAAACCCUAACUCACGGGUUACAAAAAUUAACUCAAGGUAAAGUUAAUUGGGCCACAUUCACUGCAAGUCCGGAUCCCAGAAUGCAUGCCGCCACCUCCGGCCACCUCACUUCGGUGCCCAGCUACCCGUCGUCGCCCGCUGAGGAGAGGCUUCCUUCGGACACCAUCCUCGGCGUCCUGAAGCUCGCCAAGAAGAAGAAGAGUCCUACGUACAAAGGCCCUAGCGGGGAGGUCGUGGCGCCGCAGGUGGUGGACUCCAUGCUUCGGUUCACGCGCAAGCAGCCCCAGGGAACUAUCGACGUGUGGUGGCUCUAUGAUGAUGGCGGACUAACUAUGUUAAUUCCAUACAUCUUGACAACUCGUUCCAACUGGUCCUCGUGUAAACUACGGGUAUUCUGCCUCGCCAACAAAAAGGACGAUCUGGCCUCAGAACACCGGCGGAUGGCUGAGUUAUUAUGUAAAUUCAGGAUUGAUUUCACCGACGUCGUAAUGAUCCCGGAUGUCCAGCGGAAGCCACGGGAGGACUCCUUGAAGGAUUUCCAAAACCUUAUCAGCAAUUUCUUGAUAGAUCCUGACGAAGAGACCCCGGAGCCGGCCCAGGGCAUCACCGAGACAGAGCUUCUGGCGCUGAAGGACAAAACCAACAGACACAUCCGCCUCCGGGAACUCCUGCUCGAACACUCCGGCGAGGCUUCGUUUAUAGUCAUGACGCUCCCGAUGCCUGUCGUAGGAACGGUGUCCGCGUGGCUCUACAUGGCCUGGCUGGAGACGCUGACCCGCCAGAUGCCGCCCUUCCUCCUCCUGAGGGGCAACCAGUCCUCGGUGCUCACCUUCUACUCCUGAGAUGGAUCUUCAGUUAUGUACAUGGAUAUUGAUAUCUGU